Molecule: messenger RNA, 2813 nt
Organism: Sinocyclocheilus anshuiensis
Lineage: Eukaryota; Metazoa; Chordata; Actinopteri; Cypriniformes; Cyprinidae
Product: serine/threonine-protein phosphatase 2A regulatory subunit B'' subunit beta-like
Exons: 15
Coding region: 152-1774 (540 amino acids)
Biological process (GO): protein dephosphorylation
Cellular component (GO): protein phosphatase type 2A complex
Molecular function (GO): protein phosphatase regulator activity; calcium ion binding
Source: RefSeq, a predicted model, not a curated record
CGGUUACCUGAGGAAACGAGAGUUUGAUUCAAAGUGUAACCCCGUCUACGAUAGCAGCCAAAACCCAUCCUAAUAACAGCAGGUAGAGUAAUGCAAAUCACUUAUUUUUAUCUUUUUUGGGUGGAUCUUGGCUGCAUGAAGCAAACCAGACAUGGCAUCACCACAAACACUUCAGCCUGUCCUGAAGAUGAAGGUCGACGAGCUCUUCCUCUUUUGGUUGAGUGAGCCAAGUACUCAGGCGAUGCUAAAAGACUACCUGAACAAAAUCAAGAACGGGGAAGAAAUAGAUCUAAGCCACGCUGAUUUCAAGGGCACAAGCACAUUGGUAUUAACAGAAAACAACAACAACAUCUUUGCCUCGAAGAUUAAUGCGACAGAGAGGAUGACUGUGACCCUUGGUGCUCCGUGCAGCCCUCCUUCAGCAACCCUGCCAUCUGCGAGUGGCAGCAAUAACAGAGCGGGAGUGAAUGCGAGGACCUUGCGAUGCUCUGUCAGCACUAAGAAGCAGGCUAAGAAAGAGGAGCCCGUUACACCAUCUUUAAGUGAAAGCAUUCCAAAGUUCUACUUCCCUCAAGGACAGCCCCAGGCCAACAUCAACAUAGACAAUCUUAUUUCCAAGAUAGAAAAAAUAUUUUCUCAAUUUUCUGAUGAAAGAGUCACUAUUAAAGACAUGGGGCUAGUUGCCAAGGCUUGCGAGUGCCCACUCUAUUGGAAAGCUCCAUUGUUCCAUGCUGCUGGAGGAGACAGGAGGGGAUAUGUGUCCGUUCACAAGUUUGUGGCAAUGUGGCGAAAAGUGCUUCAGUCCUGUCAUGAUGACGCAUUCAAAUUUCUUCACCUUCUGGCCAAGCCAGGCUGCAGUUAUUUGGAACAAGAGGACUUUAUUCCAUUCCUGCAGGAUGUGGUGGAUUCACAUACAGGUCUGGCAUUUCUAAAGGAGGCUUCAGACUUUCACUCACGCUACAUUACCACUGUAGUCCAAAGGAUAUUUUAUAAUGUAAACCGCUCAUGGACUGGAAAAAUAACAUGCUCAGAACUCAGGAGAAGUAGUUUUCUACAGAAUGUGGCACUACUGGAAGAAGAGGAAGAGAUUAACCAGUUGACAGAGUUCUUCUCCUAUGAACAUUUCUAUGUCAUCUACUGUAAAUUCUGGGAGCUGGACACAGAUCACGACUUGUACAUAGACCAGAGAGACCUGAUGCUACAUAAUGAUCAAGCCGUAUCCCACCGAAUGAUUGAGAGAAUAUUCUCAGGAGCUGUAACCAGGGACAGAAAGGCUCACAAAGAGUGCAGACUGAGCUAUGCUGACUUUAUAUGGUUCCUCAUUUCUGAAGAGGACAAAAAGACUGAGACCAGCAUAGAGUACUGGUUUCGCUGUAUGGACCUGGAUGGAGAUGGAGUUCUUUCCAUGUAUGAGCUGCAGUACUUCUACCAGGAGCAGUGUCAGAAACUUGAGGCCAUGGCCAUUGAACCACUGCCUUUUGUGGACUGCCUGUGCCAAAUGUUAGAUAUGGUUAAGCCAGAAAUCCCAGGAAUGAUCACUCUCGGGGACUUGAAGAGAUGUAAACUUUCCCAUAUUUUCUUUGACACAUUCUUCAACAUUGAGAAGUACCUAGACCAUGAACAGAGGGAUCCCUUACUGGCUGCAAGGGAUGCUGAGACAAUGGGACAGGAGAUUUCUGACUGGGAGAGAUAUGCUGCAGAGGAGUAUGAUAACUUGGUAUCUGAGGAAGCUGCAAACGAGCAGCACAACGAUGGGAUCAGCACAGACUUCUAAUGGCAGGAUGAGUAGACUUGAAACAGCUAUGACAAUGUUCUAGACCCAGUUGAUCACAUAACAUGUGCUUUUGACCUGCGCAACGAGAAGAGACAUCUCUUUGAGAUCCCUAACCCUCACUGUGACCUGGACCUGGAUGAAUAUGAAUACGAGGACGAUUUCGAAUGACAGCCAACAACACAACACAAGUAAAGGCUACAAUCUGCUAGUGUGUAGAACAGGAAGUGGACCAAUCCUGCUCUCCAGUACUGAUGCCACGUAGUUCAGCUAACCAAGGCUUGAGAGUGUACAGAUACACUCCCCCAGCCGCUGGAUACCAGACUGUAAACCAGCAGUCUGGCGAGGCUCUGUUUAGCAAGACAGAUUGUGCUGGCCCAGUCUCUCUGUCAGUCUGACAUCUAUGCACAACCAGGUUUCUGAAACAAAUGUAGCUGCACUGUAGGUUUCAAACAACUACACUGGAACCAAACCGGUACACUUGAAAUAUUAAGUGUGCACUGUUUAUAAAUAUUUAAAUAUUUUUAUGCACAGAAUUGGCUUAUAAGACAUUCCAGAGAUUCACCAAAGUGAUUUCAUGGAUGGUUUAUUUCUCAUGGAGCUCUGUCGACUUGCCUUAUGUGUUUGAGGGUCACAUUAAUAUGAAAUAAUGCAGUAAUUAGACUGACAUUUUACUGUCUGUGUGAGAAGUGUUCCUAAAUUAUAAUGUAUUUGUUGUUUGCCUCAUUUGUUCUAAACCUUUAGACUUUAGUCCAGCUAAAUGUUUUCAACAAAUCAUGUUUGUAACAUUUCUAUAGAAGUGCUUCAUAACAAUGUGCUUUUAUUAUUGUAAAAAUUAACUUUUUCAUCUGUCUUAAAGAGUUCAAUAAAGUGUUAAGACAAAAGUGUUUCACACAUUCACUGCAGGAUGUUAUUGCUGUUUAAUUAAAAAUGACAUUUAAAUUUCUGCAAGUCAAAUUAAUUUGAAAUAUUUAUGGAGUAACCCGGUUUUAAUUUUACAAGUAGAAGGCAUAAACGUAUUAGCUGUGACCAACAAUAUAAU